AGUUUGACAACUGCACUGUAUAUAGACUGAUAUAGACAAUGGCCAACGUAAAAUGUAAUCCUGAUUUGGUUCGUGAAAGAGCUAAGUGCAGUUUUGAUGUUAAUGAACUCAUACAUCUUAUUGAUGGUGGAGAAAAUGCGACGAAGGAGAAGAGGCAUUUUGAGGAAACAAUAUUUAGUGUGAAGGAGUUGCAAGAUGCUGUACCAGAGGAGUAUCUCAGCCACAAGGAUCGCUACGAGAACGCUGUCAGGAAAGCUACCAUCCUACGGGACGUGUGUAGAGAAUAUAUGAAGAAAUACAAUUACAAGCCAAAUCGAUUUCGUGUCGGCCAUGGUGUUUUCAAGGAUGUUUCUCCAUUCUUACUUCAUGAUGGAAUGUUCGUUGCUACUAUCAUCGGACAGGGAACCCCCGAGCAGCAAGCCGAAUGGCUGCCUAAAGCUGAGAACAUGCAGAUUAUUGGAACCUAUGCCCAGACUGAGCUUGGUCAUGGCUCUUUUAUCCGAGGGCUAGAAACAAGAGCCACUUACGAUCCAAAAACUGAAGAAUUUAUUUUGAAUAAUGCAACUCUAUCGUCCUUCAAGUGGUGGCCUGGCGGAUUAGGAAGCACAGUCAACCAUUGUAUUGUAGUGGCCCAAUUGUUCAUAAAUGGAAAAUCUUAUGGAAUACAACCCUUUAUAGUCCAAAUUAGGGACCUUAACACACACAAACCUCUACCCGGAGUUAAAGUCGGUGAGAUUGGGCCAAAAAUGGGUUUCCAGACGGCAAAUAAUGGCUUCUUAGGGUUUGAAAACUUCAGAAUACCUAGAAUGAAUAUGCUCAUGAAGAAUGCUCAAGUACUAAAGGAUGGAACAUUCGUGAAAGGUAUGAACGAAAAGUUAACAUAUGGCACUAUGGUGAUGGUACGCGUCGGUAUCGUCGGCGACUGUUCCUUAAACACGUCAUUGGCCGCCACAAUAGCUGUCAGAUACUCUGCCGUGAGGCACCAGUCGAAGAUCAAAGCUAAGGAACCAGAAGUUCAAAUCCUGGAUUAUGUGACGCAACAGCACAAGCUGUUCAUAGCCAUAGCCAGCAGUCACGUAUUCCGAAAUGUUUACUCUUGGUUGAGUAAGUCUUACCUGAAUGUCAUGAAGGAUUUGGCCCAAGGCAAACAAGACCAUCUACCGGAGCUCCAUGCAACAGCGUGCUGUCUCAAAGCUGUAUGCUCAAGGGAUGCGGGUUCAGUAGUGGAGGAGUGUCGCCUAGCUUGCGGCGGGCACGGCUACAUGACGUCAUCUAACCUGCCGCUUGUGUAUGGGUUCACCAUCGCGACUGUCACCUACGAGGGGGAGCAGACGGUGUUGCUGCUGCAGACUGCCAGAUAUUUAGUCAAGGCAUGGCUUGCUGCUUUACAAGGCAAAGUAUUGGCACCAAGCGUCUCUUACUUGUCGGAUUGGUUGAAAAACGAUAAUGUAAGAUGGCAAAAUACGCCAGAGGGCAUAGUGAAAGGAUUUCAGCAUGUAGCAGCCGGCAAAGUAAAAGCAGCUUACGAUACAAUUCAGAAAUACAUUAAAUUAGGAAAAGAUUAUGAGGAUGCUUGGAACCUAGCUUCAGUGCAACUUAUGAAAGCUAGUGAAGCACAUAGUCGUUCAAUAUUAUGCGAGGUCUCCUGGGGAGAAGUCAUCCGUACUUCGGCAUCUCCAAACCUGUUACAAGUGUUAAAGCAGUUGGCACAGCUGUACCUGGUCUAUUGGACGUUGGAAACUAGCGGAGACUUUCUGGUGUAUUCCAAUAUCAGUAAAGACGACAUCGCAAUAUUAAGAGAGAAAUAUGAGGAGUUAUUGGCAGCUAUACGACCAAAUGCAGUUGGAUUGGUUGAUGCUUUUGAUUUAAGAGAUGAGAUUCUGCAUUCGACCUUGGGUUCGUACGACGGUCGCGUGUACGAGCGACUGAUGGAGGAAGCCCUCAAGAGUCCACUCAACCAGGAGUCAGUCAACGCGAGCUUCCACAAGUACCUGAAGCCAUUGAUGGAGAAAGCUAAGCUUUAAUAUAUCAAUUCGAAAUGUUAAUGUAUAUAAUAUUAUAAGCACAAUUGUAUAACCCUCUAAUGUAUAAUAUUAUUGGAGACUGAACUAGACCCUUAUACAAUCUGAAAUUAGCCGUUUGUUUCUUAAAAACUAAUAAAUAAAUUACUCGAUAGCAAUAGGGUAUUUGACGCUUUUCUGAAAACUAUAUUAAACGGUUGUUUGAUACAUUACAAACACACUGUCUCUAUGUAAUGGCACUGAACACGUGGUAUUUGUGACGUCACAUAACGGUGAUAUGUAAUUCAAGGCGACAAAACCAAUUCAUCAACUAUUUAUUUACGAAGUAAACAAAAAGUAUUACAGAAGAGAAAUUGAAGUAAAAUUCUAUGUUCUGUAUUUGUAUCUACUCUGGUUUUGUUUAUAAAAAUCAGCUACAUUAUUGUAUGUAGGUAUAAAUACAAAUUCUGCGUGUCUUGAAUAACACUGUUUUGACAUAACAGCUUCCUGUUUACGUGUGACGUCAUAUGCCGGUAACAGUUAUUGGUUACGAUGACAAACAAUUACAGGGCGUUUACGUUUCAUUAUAUUUCCAAAAAUGUUGCAUUCUCUUCACGGCAUUUUACUAAAGCUUAACAUAUUUUGUCUGCAGAUUCUAAGAAAUAAACUUUUUUAGAUUAUUAUCUAACAGGAUGACCAUAGUACGCAACUUCAUUUUAAUUGUGUCAAAUACCCUAUAGUACGACGUUUAUUUGACGUCACAUUUGCAGGUUAGUUAUAUGUAUUAUAUAGUUAUGUGUAUUUAAAUAAUGCUAUAUAGUUAAUUAAAAACUUUGUUACAUACAUUAAAUUAAACAGUUUAGAGCAUUUUCAGGUUAAAGUGGGUAAAGUUGGUAAAAUAAUUUACUAAGGCGACGCCUAAAGAAAAAUCGAUUAUUUCAAAUUGUUAACAAGAUCAUUUAUAACCCAGAAAACUAAAGCCUAAGUGUUUAUUUGGACAAAAGGGUUUUUUUUCUUUAUGAAAAUAAAACAAAAAAAAUGCCUUUGUAAUUGAACCUUUAUAUAUGCCAGGAAUUUAAUUGAAAAUAGUAUUUGACACUCUGUAACAAUUUCGUGCAAUGGCUCAUGGGACUGUAUGUUUCAUUGAUGGGCCCAAAGAGUAAAGUUUCGUUUCGUCAUCUCUUCUCUUAGACUUCAUACAAAUUCAAAUGCCACACUUUAAAAAAAUUUACAUAUUGUAUAAUACGCGACGCGUUAGUUGAACUUGUAUGGCGACUGUGCAGUACGACUUUUUGGGGUCUUAAAGGAGGUGUGGGGUGAGACGCAAAUCGGAACCAUAGCAACGCAGUAUUCUGGAGACCCGGAUCGUGCGCAAAAAAAUCUCCAUUUUGAUUCAACUAAUGCGCCGCGCAUUGUGGUUUUAUUUUUAAUUGUUAUGAAAUGUUACAUGAAGUUACAUGAUUAUGAUAUUCACAUUUUCAUAUUUAAAUAAAUUUAUUUUUAAGUACCCUACAUACUUAUCUAAUAUAUUUUU
Messenger RNA from Diatraea saccharalis (sugarcane borer), 3534 nucleotides. The record is from the annotation of a GenBank genome assembly. NCBI's taxonomy places the organism in Eukaryota, Metazoa, Arthropoda, Insecta, Lepidoptera, Crambidae.